AUGUGCCAGUUAUUAGGUAUAACCAAAGUCCGAACCUCUGUCAUGAGACCGCAAGCAAAUUCAGUCGUAGAGCGCUUUAACCGUACCAUUAAGACCAUGCUAUCAUCGUUCUGCACAAAGCAACAAAAUCUAUGGGAUCAGUAUCUUCCGCAGUUGUUAAUGGCAUAUCGUGCAUCACCACAUGCCAGCACAGGAAUAUCACCAAACAGAAUGGUUUUUGGUCAUGAGGUCAUGUUACCAAUGGCAGCAAUGAUUGGUCAUCCUGAGUCAACCAACAACCUUACUGGUGGUCCCUACAUCACUGAUCUGAAAAAGAAAAUAAAAGUAGCUCAUGAUAUUGCUAGAGAAAACCUCCAGACAUCUGCAAAUUAUCGUAAGCGCUAUUAUGACGUAAAAUCAAAAGCUAGAGUUCUUGAACCAGGACAAGCUGUAUGGCUCUAUGAUACUAGGACUAAACCAGGUGUUUGCUCAAAAUUAGUACCAAAAUGGAAGGGACCAUUCCUUGUUCAGAAACGUAUCGAUGAUUUGACAUAUCUAGUUAAACAAAAGAAAACUUCCAAUGCUAAGGUAUACCACAUUGACCGGCUACUGAAGUACCAUGGAAAUGCACUUCCAAAGUGGUUUAAAUCUGCUAAAUUGUAG
Messenger RNA from Mercenaria mercenaria, 642 nucleotides. RefSeq lists its product as uncharacterized. Bases 1 to 642 code for a protein of 213 amino acids. The transcript has a single exon. Gene Ontology annotation, biological process: DNA integration. Lineage: Eukaryota; Metazoa; Mollusca; Bivalvia; Venerida; Veneridae. The record is from RefSeq and is a predicted model, not a curated record. Gene Ontology annotation, molecular function: nucleic acid binding.